Molecule: messenger RNA, 1788 nt
Organism: Hydra vulgaris (swiftwater hydra)
Lineage: Eukaryota; Metazoa; Cnidaria; Hydrozoa; Anthoathecata; Hydridae
Source: RefSeq, a predicted model, not a curated record
AUGGAAAUUAACUGGCAGCAAUUAUUUGAAAAUAAAAACACUAACGAAUGCUAUGAACAUCUCUGCAAUAAAUAUGAUAAACUCAGCAAGCAAUUCAUCCCGUUAAAAAAAGUCCAUUCUACUCGUAAUGCACCGUGGAUGAAUAAGGAAGUAUUAGCUAUGAUAAAGAAAAAACAACAACUGGGCAAUUACUUAUCUAUGACAAACUGGGGAUCAACGACCCUCAUUUGUGAAUAUAAGAAACUAAGACGCCAAGUUCAGAAAGCAUGUACACAUCGUGUUCAAGUAUUUGAAGCCCAACUGGCAUCAGAUAAAAAUAAUCCAAAAAGAAUGUAUGCUUAUGCUAAAGCUCAACAGAACGUACAUGUAUCUAUUGGCGUUAUAUCAGAUGCAAAAGGUGAAACGUUAACAGAGGCAAUACAUAUCGCAAACAGACUUAACGAACACUUUAAAUCAGUUUUUGUUGAUGAUAGCAUAAAUGAUCAGUUACCGGUUUUUAAGAGAAGACAUAAUCAAGAAGACUUAGGCGAUGUAAUAAUAAGUUUUGAAGCAACGCUAGCCUAUUUGAAUGGUUUGAACCCGAACAAAUCUAUUGGUGUUGAUAAUAUUAGUCCAAAAGGACUUAAAGAAUGUGCAGCUCAAAUGACUUACCCUCUAACAUUAAUUUACAAUAAAACACUGUCUGAAGGCUCAACACCUUUAGCCUGGAAGCAGUCACAUGUUACACCGUUGUUUAAAAAAGGGAGUCGUCUUGAUGCCGCUAAUAGACCAGUGACUAUCACUUCAGUUCCAUGUAAAGUAAUGGAAAAGAUUUUCAAGGAACAGAUAACUAAAUAUCUUGAAAAAACGAGCUGCAUCUCAAAUAAUCAACAUGGAUUUAUGUCCAUAAAAGGAUGCACGUCUAACUUAUUGGAAAGUAUCGACUACAUUACAAAAGCGUUAAGCAAAAGAAAUUUUGUUGAUAUUGCAUUUUUGGACUUUGCAAAAGCGUUUGAUAAAGUUUCUCAUCGUAAACUAAUACAUAAAUUGAAAGCAUAUGGGAUCAAUGGUAAUGUUAGCAAAUGGAUUGAGUCAUUUUUGACUAGCAGAAAACAACGAACAGUUUUAGUUCAUAAAAUUUAUGCUGAUGAUACUAAACUGUUGCAAGAAAUAAGACCUGAGUUUCACGAUGCUGAUUGUCUGAUUCUUCAAAAUAAUUUAAACAUUAUCUCAGAGUGGUCAAAAGAAUGGCUUAUGGAAUUAAAUGUUGCAAAGUGUAAAGUUAUGCACCUUGGUCAUGGAAAUAUAAAUCAUGAAUAUGUAAUGAAUGAUGGUAAUACAUUUCUUAUUAUAGCGGCAACGGAUAUUGAAAGAGACCUGGGAAUCUUUUUAUCUAACGAUCUAAAAUGGAAUCAACAAAUACAGCACAAAGCACCAAAAAUUCCUUAUGAUAUAACAAGUUUACCUUAUGCUGAAAGGUGUCGGCGUCUCAAUUUUACUUCUUUGGAAACUCGCAGGCGACGCGGCAACUUGAUCCAACAGUUUAAACUUGAAAAUGGUUUUGAAAUUAUUAUUUGGCAUAAUCCACCUCUUUGCAGAUCACCAUCCAACGUACUAACGCGUGAUUUCACUUACAUUAAUGCUCGACAUAAUUUCUUCACAAAUCGUAUUGUGAAUGAUUGGAAUUGUUUACCGUUGUCAUGCAAAAAAUCUCCGUCAAAUAACGCAUUCAAAAGUAGAAUUGACAAGUAUUUUUUUCCUACAGCUGCAAACAGUGCAUCUUUUACUGAAGAUGAGCUGCACGUUUAA